Messenger RNA from Archocentrus centrarchus (flier cichlid), 2642 nucleotides. RefSeq names its product tumor necrosis factor receptor superfamily member 14-like. Gene Ontology annotation, biological process: positive regulation of T cell migration; defense response to Gram-negative bacterium; positive regulation of peptidyl-tyrosine phosphorylation. The transcript has 10 exons. Gene Ontology annotation, cellular component: external side of plasma membrane; membrane. NCBI's taxonomy places the organism in Eukaryota, Metazoa, Chordata, Actinopteri, Cichliformes, Cichlidae. Gene Ontology annotation, molecular function: transmembrane signaling receptor activity; protein binding. The coding region runs from base 345 to 1268 and encodes 307 amino acids. The record is from RefSeq and is a predicted model, not a curated record.
GCUGCCACCCCCGCAGUUAGCGCCAUUAGCAGCUACAAACCGGACCGAACGGGACCGAGCAGCGAGCAGGCUGGGACCGAGCAUCUGUACCGGAGCUCCGUGAGCGGAGGGUUCCGUCUCUCCUUUCCCGGACACAGACGGAUAAAGACGCUGCUGCUGUCACAGAGCUCACAGACGGAGCAGAGCCGACAUUUUGUGUUAGUUUCGUUUUUGGCUCCAACAAACAACAGGCCGCGGAGCAGAGCAGGCCUCGGGGGUGAAAGGAUCUGAAUCACCUGUAUAACUGAACAAAAAAGAAAGGAAACCCCUCAGAAUCCAGCUUCGAUGUUGUCCAGCUGUUCUUCAUGUUAAAACCUCCAUCCUCCCAAAUCUCAGUGAUAUGGUUUCUUAGGACCGAGGAACCUUUGAGCCUGGAGGAUCAAAUGACUUUAAAAAGGAACCCUCUGAGCUCUGCAGCAUUCCUGAUCAUCCUGAUCAAAGUCCACAGCACUCUCAGCCUCACAUGUCAUCCAGCAGAGUAUCUGAUAGGCAGUGAGUGCUGUCCCAGGUGUUCUGCAGGGAGUCGAGUUAAAACUCACUGUAAUGAGUACAGAAGCACUUCCUGUCUGCCCUGUGUGGAUGGAACCUUCACUGAUAAACCCAACGGACUAGAACAGUGCACUCCCUGUACAAACUGUGCAGCAGGUUCUGGUCUGAAGGUAAAGAGGUCAUGUACAGGAACAUCAGACACAGUCUGUGAACCCCUGCAGGGAUUCUACUGUAUCUACUCUGUAGGAGACGGCUGUGAGACAGCACAGAGACACAGCAGCUGUGGACUAGGACAGUACAUCAGCAAACAUGGAACAGCCUCCACAGACACCGAGUGCUCCGACUGCAGCGCUGGAACCUUUUCAGAUGGAACAUCUGCAUCCUGUCAGCCACACACACAAUGUGAAGAUCUAAACCUUCAGGAGAUAACAGCAGGAACAUCUGCAGCUGAUGCUCAGUGUGGAGAACGUGGAGUUGAUGUGGGAGCAGCUGUUGGUGUCUCUGUGGGUGUGGUUUUAAUUAUUGUUGCUGUAAUAGUAUUAUUAUGGUACCUCAGAAAGAAGAGGAAGUCUUUAUCCAGUUCACCAAAAACAAACAAAGAAGAAGAAGGAGAUUUACCAUUUGAUGAGCACAGAGGAUCAUCAAAAACAGAUGAAGAACGAGGUGAUGACAACAGAAGUGUGAAGGAACAUCAUGAAGGUGUCCAUAACGGUCUGCUGCCUUCAUCAGACGUCUCCUAGACUCCAGGAUUGUGGCUCAUUGUGUGACGUGUUCUUCGACAGUCUGGUUCAGAUUUUUACAUCAAAAGUUUUUCCCCUGUUUUUCUAAGUCAGUUUUAGUGAUACUUUACAAAUAACUCCUCCCUCCUCCUCAUAAGUUCAAGGAAAGUUGAAUCCAGCUUCUUGGUGGCUGUAAACUAGCCCACCACUCACUGGGUUUAGAUGUUGUAGCCUUCACAGCAGCUCUCUGCAGAGACCUGCUGUGCUCUCCUUUUAGUGUCAGUGGUCCUCACUCAGCCUUUUAGCUGAGAGGCCAUUAGUAAAUCAUUCACUGGAGGAGGGGGGCAGCAGAUGUGUGUAGACUAUGACAGACAGACCUGGGGGGUGGCUGAGAGUCCCAAGCCUCUAAAAAUAGUGAGGGCAGCCUUCCAUGUUUUGCUGUAUUCAUGCAGAGAGGCUGGUGCUGAGGGGGAGCUCAGACUGUCCUCAGUGGGAGCACUGACUCGCUUUUUGAAACGUAGCUGUCGGAAAGUGGAGCGUCUAUGGAAAUCAACAAAGCUCCAAGUCCACCUAAUUCACUUAAAGGAACUUAUAUUUUCUUUUAAUAACAUGGUGAAGGAUGCAAGAGCUGCUUAUUUCUCUCGGCUGAUUUCUAACAGUAGACGAAAUCCAAAAAUGCUAUUUGACACAAUCAAACAGAUUGUUACACCUGCUUCUCCUACUUCACCCAUUCAGUCUAAUGAAGACUGUGAAAACUUUUUAUCCUUUUUUAUUGGUAAAGUUAACAAUAUUAGAGCAAACAUAAAUCCCUCUGUAUCUUCUUCUGCCUUACUUCCCACUCGGCCUUCAAUCCUGGAGAACUUUUCACCAAUAUCAUUAAAAGAUCCCCUAAGUGUGGUUGAUAGCAUGAAACCCUCCUCUAGCUCCAUUGAUGUUUUACCGACAUUUUUAUUUAAGAAAAUUUUUUGCACCAUUGGGCCAUGUGUGUUAACAAUAAUUAACAGGUCACUGGUUACUGGCUCUGUCCCCGAUAUUUUAAACAAGCUGUUAUUCAUCCCCUAUUGAAAAAACCUGAUGCUGAUCCUUCACUUCCUCAAAGUUUUAGACCAAUUUCAAAGCUUUCUUUUGUAUCAAAAGUCUUAGAAAAAGUUGUGUUCAAACAGCUAAAUGUUAUGUUAGCUAAAUAUAACAUACUCGAUAAGUUUCAGUCUGGAUUUCGUAACCUGCACUCCACUGAAACUGCUCUCCUAAGAGUCUCUAACGAUAUUCUAAUCAGAAUCAGAAUCAGAAUCAGAAGGUUUUUAUUGCCAUAUGGGUGAACAGGUUCACAGCAUUAGGAAAUUGCUGCGGUACUUCGUGCUUACAAAAAAAAAAAAACAAAUAAGUAUAAAAACU